This is a messenger RNA of Cajanus cajan (pigeon pea), 4208 nucleotides long. Its product is annotated as TMV resistance protein N. Gene Ontology annotation, molecular function: ADP binding. The record is from RefSeq and is a predicted model, not a curated record. Lineage: Eukaryota; Viridiplantae; Streptophyta; Magnoliopsida; Fabales; Fabaceae. Gene Ontology annotation, biological process: signal transduction; defense response.
CUUUUAUUUAAUUAUAUAUAUUCUUUAAUUAUAUAUGAGAAACUAUGUUGAAGCAUCCAAUUGGAAUAAAGGUUGAAGAUUCUUUAAUGCCCAAACCACAAAACCGUUUCAGUGGAAAAAACAGGACAUUCAAAAAAUAAUGUUUUCAUAUACACUAACGUUAAGAUAAUUGAGCAGCCAACUUGGACUUCAUGCAAUAGUGGCAAUUGCAACUUGAUUUCGUCUGAAUCUCAGUGCAAAGUCUCAGAAACUUGGUAGAACCUUCCAAGAACCAUUUCUCUUUACCUCAAUACAUAAUCAAACAACUUCAUUCACAGCUUCAACCCUUCAUUUCUAUCACCCGUUCUUGCUUUUGCAUUUGCAUCUUUACACAAAUUCUAUUGCACAUCUUUCAUUCUCUACAAGUUUGUUUCCACUUUUGGCAAUUGCAAUGGCAUCUAACGCCAUCAUCCAAUGCAGCUCCUCUUCGUCUCACAUGAUAAGGACUUAUGAUGUGUUUGUCAGCUUCCGCGGUGAAGACACACGCAACAACUUCACUUCCUUUCUCUUUCAUGAUCUCAGUAGAAAUGGCAUUGUGGCUUUCAAAGAUGAUACACAUCUCCACAAAGGUGAAUCCAUUGCACCCGAGUUGCUACAAGCCAUUGAAGGGUCUCGCCUUUUCGUUGUGGUCUUCUCUAAGAACUAUGCUUCCUCCACUUGGUGCUUGCGUGAAUUAGCUCACAUAUGCAAUUGCAUUCAAACUUCACAAAGGUGUGUUCUUCCUAUCUUUUAUGAUGUUGAUCCUUCAGAUGUGCGAAAACAGAGUGGAUGCUAUGAAAAAGCCUUUGUAGAACAUGAAGAAAGAUUCAGAGAAGAUAAAGAGAAGAUGGAGGAAGUGCAGACAUGGAGAGAAUCUCUCACUCGAGUGGCCAAUCUCUCUGGUUGGGAUAUCCAAAACAAGCCACAAUAUGCAGAGAUUGAAGAAAUUAUUCAAAAGAUAAAAAACAUAUUGGGUCAUAAAUUUUCAUGUCUUCCAAAAGAUAAUCUAGUUGGAAUGGAAUCUCGUGUUGAAACAUUAUCAAGGAUAUUGUGUUUAGAGUUGGCUAACGAUGUUCGAGUUGUCGGAAUUAGUGGAAUGGGUGGAAUAGGAAAGACAACUCUUGCUCAUUCUUUAUAUGAAAGAAUCUCUGAACAAUAUAAUUUUUGUUGUUUCAUUGAUGUAAGCAAAAUUUAUCAAGCUUCUGGUACUAUAGGUGUACAAAAGCAGUUACUUUCACAAUGCCUUAAAGAAAAGAAUCUUGAAAUUUUCAAUGCUUCCGAGGGAACAUGUUUAGCAUGGGAAAGGUUACACCAUGCAAGGGCACUUAUUGUUCUUGAUAAUGUUGAUCAAGAUAGGCAACUAAAUAUGUUUACAGGGAAUAGGGAGGCUCUGUUACGUGAAUGCCUAGGUGGGGGGAGUAGAAUUAUCAUAAUUUCUAGGGAUAAACAUAUAUUGAGGAAAUAUGGAGUAGAUGAUGUUUAUCAAGUCCAACCAUUAAAUCACGAAGAUGCUACCCAAUUGUUCUACAAAUAUGCUUUCAAAGGUAAUCAUAUUAUGAGUGGUUAUGAGGAGUUGACAUAUGAUAUACUAUCACAUGUUCAAGGCCAUCCUUUGGCAAUUCAAGUAUUGGGCUCAUCUUUGUUUGAUCGAAGUAUCUCACAGUGGAGAAGUGCACUGGUUAGAUUUAAAGAAAAUAAAAGUGACAAUAUUAUAGGUUUCCUGCGAUUAGGUUUUGAUGAGUUGGAUAACCUAGAGAAAGAGAUAUUUCUAGAUAUUGCUUGUUUCUUCAAUAACGAAAAGGAAGAACAUGUAAUGGAGAUUCUAACUUUUCGUGAAUUUCAUCCUGAAUAUGGCCUACAAGUUCUUGUUGAAAAAUCGCUUAUAACUAUUGAGGAUGGGGAUAUUCGUAUGCAUGACUUGUUGAUAGAUUUGGGAAGGUGUAUUGCUCGAGAAAAAUCACCUAAGGAGCCAAUAAAGUGGAGUAGGUUGUGGGAUUAUCAAGAUCUCCUCAAAGUUAUGUCAGACAAGAUGGAAUCUGUAAUAAAUCAUGAGGUCAUAGCUGUUGAAGAUUUCCUAAUGGAGUUUUAUGAAACAGCAAUAAGGGCCGAUGCUCUAUCAAAAAUGAGUAAACUUAAGUUUCUCAAACUUGACUUUCUGAACUUUUGUGGCAACCUCGAUCAUCUUUCGAAUGAGUUGGGGUAUCUUAUAUGGUUUGAAUAUCCUUUUAAGCACUUGCCUCCAAGUUUUCAACCGAACAACCUUAUUCAUCUAUCCCUACGUAAAAGCAACAUGAAACAAGUGUGGAAAGAUAAAAAGCCUCUACCCAAUUUAAGACAUUUGGAUCUCGCUCAUUCCAAAAACCUAAUCCAGAUACCAGAUCUUGGGGAGGCCCCAAAUCUUAGGUUGUUGGAUUUGAAUGGAUGUAAAAAACUGAGGCAGCUUCAUCCAUCCGUUGGUCUUUUAACAAAGCUCACUCUUUUGAAUUUGGAAAAAUGUAAAAGUCUUACCAAGACACCACAUUUCAGAGAGAACCAAAUUCUUGAAACACUAAAUUUACGAGGAUGUAGACAACUCAAGGAGAUCAAUACAUCGAUUGGUCUACUGCAAAAGCUUACCUUUUUAGAUUUGAAUGGGUGUGGAAAUCUAAUAAGCUUACCCAAUAGCAUAUUGUGCCUAAGUUCUCUAGAAUAUUUGAAUCUCUCUGGCUGUCAGAAAUUGUUUAAUAUCCAGUUCUUACAUGAAGCAAGGGAUGAAGAGCAAAUGAAGAAGCUUUGCAUAGGUGAAUCUCCAAUUUGUUCGCACUCAACAUCGUCCAUCAUGAAAAGGUGGUUUAAGUCACCUUUACAUUUGUUGCAUUCUAGAGCACAUAAAGGUUUGGUGAGUUGCUUGUUGCCUUCCUCGCCUACACUUGGUUGUAUGCGUGAACUUCAUCUAAAUUUCUGCAAUUUAGUUCAAAUACCUGAUGCUAUUGGAAAUUUACAUCUCUUAGAAUCCCUAUGUUUAAGGGGAAACAAUUUUGCCACACUGCCAAGCCUCAAGAAGCUUUGGAAGCUGUACUAUUUAAAUUUACAGGAUUGUAGGCAGUUGAAAUAUUUGCCUGAGCUUCCUUCGCGAACUGACUUGUCAUCAGAAAGAUACCAGCUCCCAGAGUAUUUAGAUCUUUUGAAGUACAAGGAAGCAGGAUUAAAUAUUUAUGGUUGUCCAGAAUUAGUUGAGUUGGAACAUUGCACUAGCAUGGCUUUUUCAUGGACGAGACAAAUUCUUGAGGUUUACCACCUAUUCACAGCGCACUAUAUGGCUAUUCCGCCCAUUUCAAGUAUUAUUAGAGGAAGUGAAAUACCCAGUUGGUUCAAAAAUGAUCACGAAGGCAUAGGCAGUUUAAUAACCGUAGAUGAAUCUCCCCUUAUGCAGAAAGACAAUAAUUGCAUUGGCCUUGCUUGUUGUGUAGUAUUUGGACCUCCUUCUGGAAUAAUGGCUCCUCCCAAAACAGAAUCAGUUCAUCGUUUUCGUGCUGAAAUUCCGUUGUUUUUGGGAGAAGAUCAAGUCACGGAAGAUCACUUGUGGUUGUUCUAUUAUGCUUUACCACAAUCGUUGUUGACAUGCUGGGAUGCUGAUUUCAAAUUGGAAAUUGAAAUAACGAACAUUGGAAGUUGGACUUUUGAGGUGAAGAAAUAUGGGUAUUGUUGGCUAUAUGAGAAGCACCUUGAAGUAUCAAACUUGAUAAUGAUGGGCAUCCAAAAUUUGUGAGCUUGGAAGCACAACUGUUUGGCAAUUGAGGAAACCAUGUACCAAUUGCAUAUUUUUGCUACACUUCCAUCAUAUAGAAGGAUUGGAGGCAUCAUCGAAUAUGGAUGCAAGAUUAGUAACGAUAGACCAAACAAAGAUGUAUAGUAGAAUUCAAAUUCACAAUGACUCCAUGGAUAUCUUUACAAGCUGCACUAAGAUUAAAUUUAGUGUUGCUUUGUUUGAUUACAGAUGGAAGAAAUGCUCUUGGUCUUUUUUUUAAAAAAAUUUAUUAUUAUUAUUUAAAAAAUGUAAAGCAUAUUAAAGUUGUUCCAUAAUCAGAUUUCCACAUCUUGCAUCUGUAGGAUCCUUCUGUUGGUAAGCAUAUGAUUCUUUUUCUUUUGUUUUAUAUGUUUAAUCCUUUUUAUAUUGACAUAUAAUAAUAUUAUGCUCCUUUUGUUGGUUU